Messenger RNA from Actinia tenebrosa (Australian red waratah sea anemone), 857 nucleotides. RefSeq lists its product as uncharacterized. Gene Ontology annotation, biological process: 3'-UTR-mediated mRNA stabilization; positive regulation of translational initiation. Gene Ontology annotation, cellular component: cytoplasm. Gene Ontology annotation, molecular function: translation activator activity; mRNA 3'-UTR binding. Lineage: Eukaryota; Metazoa; Cnidaria; Anthozoa; Actiniaria; Actiniidae. The record is from RefSeq and is a predicted model, not a curated record.
AUUCCGGCAAUAUUGUAAUGAGUUUUCUUUAUCAAGCAAUGGCUGACAGUGACAUAAGCAAAAGGAUUUUCGUUAAGGGAUUCAACCGAGAGACAACGGAGAGCGAACUGCGGGUUUUCUUUGAAGAGUUUGGAGUGGUCAAGGAGAGUAAGAUUGUGAGGGACAAACAUGGGAUCAGCAAAGGCUACGCUUUCAUAACCUUUGAAAGCCAAGAAGCGGCAGACGAAAUCCGCGAAAAUGAGGCUCUGGAUUUUAAAGAAAAGAAGUUGAGCAUAGGGAAGGCAAUCCGGAGAAAGAGCAGCCGAUCGUAUCCCAAGAAUUACCAUCACUGGCAACCACACCGGCAAGACAUGAUGCAUGAUGGCGGCAACCAUGGAGUGUUUUACUCGAGUGGAGUUGAUGGAAACACAGUGUAUUAUCCUGUACAACAGCCUCAAAUUGUUCUCUUAACCACUCCUCCUUACUCUCCGCAGAUGCCUUAUCAGUCUCAGGGCCUUUAUCAACCACAAUCCCAUUCAUCAAGUCAGCUGUAUUCCCCGAAUACAGUGAUGAAUGGUUCCUACAUGGCUACCUCUGUCACUUCCCUUCCCAUGCAGUGGAAUGACUAUACAACAGGGUAUAACAGAGUUCGUCCGAUUCCUAACCACCAAGAGAGUCCAUCAUCGGCUGAAAUAGCAGUUUCUACUGGACAGACCACCCAGAUUGUUGGAUUAGCUAUUUCUGAUGGGAACUACAUGACGGAGAGCUCAACAGGGGAACCUGUUGCUCAAUUGGUUGCCCUUGACCCAAGCAAGAUAAAGGCAGACAAGCCCAUACCUGUCCGCUUCUUGAAGCAUGAGUGAUACCAUCACUGUAGC